Messenger RNA from Histoplasma mississippiense, 279 nucleotides. RefSeq lists its product as hypothetical. Lineage: Eukaryota; Fungi; Ascomycota; Eurotiomycetes; Onygenales; Ajellomycetaceae. The transcript has a single exon. The record is from RefSeq and is a predicted model, not a curated record. The coding region runs from base 1 to 279 and encodes 92 amino acids.
AUGACGUGGGUCAUAGUAAUAGCUGCAUCAGCGACAAAUGUAAACAAAACACCCACCGACAGCCACCUGAACGUCAAUUUAGCAUUUGGUGAGAAAUCGGACACAGGAGGAGCGAACACAGCAGUGCUCCUCAUACGCGUCGGCAACGGUCGACCACCAGGUCCUGUUCGAAUGGCGGGAGGGUGGGCAGGUAUUCUCCUGGCCGAUAUGACAGAACGUGAUACGAAUGCGAUAAGGAAGACGACGACGAUGAUCACGGGGGAAAUCGACCGAGUGUAA